Molecule: messenger RNA, 753 nt
Organism: Zingiber officinale
Lineage: Eukaryota; Viridiplantae; Streptophyta; Magnoliopsida; Zingiberales; Zingiberaceae
Product: transcription factor MYB35-like
Exons: 2
Coding region: 1-753 (250 amino acids)
Source: RefSeq, a predicted model, not a curated record
AUGGGCAGGCCUCCUUGCUGCGAUAAGUCUACAGUGAAGAGAGGCCUUUGGACGCCGGAGGAAGACGCAAAGCUGCUGGCGUACACCGCCACCCACGGAAGUGGCAAUUGGACCUCUGUUCCUAAGAAAGCAGGAUUGAAGAGAUGCGGGAAGAGUUGUAGAUUGAGAUGGACUAAUUAUCUGAGGCCUAAUCUGAAGCACGACGGCUUCACUCCUGAAGAAGACGAGAAGAUCAUAGCACUCCAUGCUACGAUAGGCAGCAGAUGGUCGGUGAUAGCGAAGAAGCUCCCCGGCCGGACGGACAACGACGUCAAGAAUUACUGGAACACGAAGCUGAGCAAGAAGCUUUACCAGAGCGGCAUCGACCCCAUCACCCACCGCCCGAUCUCCCACGUCAUGGAGACCAUCCGCGGCCUCCAGAACGCCGACGUCGCGAUCGGCACCUCGAUCUCGCCGAUCUUCCCACAGCCGCAGCUCGCCCACGGCGAAGCCUCUUGCUCCUCGACGGAGUUUAAAUGGACCGACUUCCUCAUGGAGAGCCUGCUCUCUUCCGACGGCGAUGCGCUCGCUUCUGGAAGCGACAGCAAUGUCGCAGUAGACUUGCAGCACCGUGGAUUGGAUGCGGCCGCCGUGGGAGUGCCUUGCGGUAGCUCAUCUGCCAGUCCAUUCGUCGACGCCAUUUUGGAGCAGGAGAGGGAGUUGGUGUCCAAGUUCUACCAGUUCCUCGGCGAUCACAGCGACCUUCUUCCCUAA